This is a messenger RNA of Syngnathoides biaculeatus (alligator pipefish), 1803 nucleotides long. Its product is annotated as neuropilin and tolloid-like protein 2. Gene Ontology annotation, molecular function: protein binding. Lineage: Eukaryota; Metazoa; Chordata; Actinopteri; Syngnathiformes; Syngnathidae. The record is from RefSeq and is a predicted model, not a curated record. The transcript has 10 exons. Bases 1 to 1803 code for a protein of 600 amino acids.
AUGCACAGAGCGUUGAUUCUCCUUGUUCUCAUAGAAGAGGGCCUCGCUCUGGCACAGAGAACCAAAGACUCCCUGAGCGACAACGGCGUCCAGAGCCCGAACCAGAACGAUUGCGGCACGUGGGUGCGCAACAUCAAUGGCGGCGUGUUCACGUCGCCAAAGUACCCUGAGACGUAUCCGCCAAACAAGGAGUGCGUCUACAUCCUGGAAGCUCUGCCCAGGCAGAGGAUCCAGCUUGCGUUUGACAAGAAUUACUACAUCGAGCCGUCUUUCGAGUGCCGCUUUGACCACAUCGAGAUCCGCGACGGACCCUUCGGCUUCUCGCCCCUCAUCGACCGGGUGUGCGGAGGCAAGACCCCGGCACUCGUUACGUCCACCGGACGCUUCAUGUGGAUCAAGUUCACCAGUGACGAGGAACUGGAGGGCCUCGGAUUCCGCAUCAAGUACACGUUCGUUGCGGACCCUGACUUCCAUCUGCAUGUGGGCGGACUGUUAAACCCAAUCCCGGACUGUCAGUUUGAGCUGGGCGGCUUUGACGGGAUCAUUCGCUCCAGUCAAGUGGACGAAGCCAAGCGGGUGAAGCCCGGAGACGCCCUGGACUGCAUCUGGACCAUCAGGGCUCCCCCCCAGUCAAAGAUCUACUUGCGCUUUCUGGAGUACCAAAUGGAGCACUCCAACGAGUGCAAGAAGAACUUUGUGGCCAUCUACGAUGGCAGCAGCGCCAUUGAGAACCUGAAGGCCAAGUUCUGCAGCACCGUGGCCAACGACGUCAUGCUGGAGAACGGCGUGGGCGUCGUGCGCAUGUGGGCCGACGAGAAGAGCCGACUGAGCCGCUUCCGCAUGCUCUUCACCUCCUUUGUGGACCCCCCUUGCUCGGCCAACACCUUCUUCUGCCACAGCAACAUGUGCAUCAACAACUCGCUGGUGUGUAAUGGUGUCCAGAACUGUGUCUACCCUUGGGAUGAAAAUCACUGCAAAGAGAAGAGAUCCGGCGGUCUCUUCCACCAGAUCACCAAGACCCACGGUACUGUCAUCGGUGUCUCAUCUGGGAUUGUGCUGGUUCUUCUCAUCAUUUCCAUCCUGGUCCAGAUGAAGCAGCCCCGGAAAAAGGUGGUCGCCCGUCGGCCAGGUGUCUUCAACAAAGCAGGUCUUCAAGAGGUCUUUGACCCACCACACUAUGAGCUUUUUUCACUGCGUGACAAGGAGAUGUCGUCGGAUCUCGGCGACUUGUCUGAGGAGUUAGACAGCUUUCACAAGGUGCGGCGCUCAUCCACCAUGUCACGUUGUGUACAUGAGCACCACUGCGGUUCGCAGGGAUCUGUGGGGACAGGCGGUGGGGGCAGCGGUAGCAUCAAGCACAGCCGCACCACGCUAAGCUCCAUGGAGUUGUCCUACCACAACGACUUCUCCAAGCCACCGCCCAUGAAGACCUUCAACUCCACAGGCACUUACAAGAAGAGCUGCUAUGGCUACAAGCAGCAUACCCAGACCCAUGACUGCGACCAGCAGGUCAUCGAGGACCGUGUCACGGAGGAGAUACCCUGUGAGAUCUACAGCCGAGGCGGUGGGGCCAUGGGUGGCGUGGGCAUUGGAGGACCGGUGGGGAUCACGGGGGGAGUAGCUAUGGCCGGGGGCAUGGGGAUGACAGGGGGAAUCGCCAUGGCUGGACCCAGUGGCAUCGCCGGUGGAAUUGGCGGUGGGAUCGGUGGAGCCUGUGGCACCCUCACCAUCCGUGGCAACAGUGCCCGGAAUAGCGCUUCAGUGGUGGACCCUCAACAGCGCUCCAUGUCAAUGGACUUUUAG